Messenger RNA from Neolamprologus brichardi, 1570 nucleotides. RefSeq names its product CCAAT enhancer binding protein beta (gene cebpb). The record is from RefSeq and is a predicted model, not a curated record. NCBI's taxonomy places the organism in Eukaryota, Metazoa, Chordata, Actinopteri, Cichliformes, Cichlidae. Gene Ontology annotation, biological process: DNA-templated transcription; regulation of transcription by RNA polymerase II. Gene Ontology annotation, molecular function: DNA-binding transcription factor activity, RNA polymerase II-specific; RNA polymerase II cis-regulatory region sequence-specific DNA binding.
AGAACCUGUCAAUUCCUCUCACUCCCAGAGCACAAGUUCUUCAAAGUAGUUUACUGCAUGUUGUCACGGGAGCUAUAGACUCACCACAUUCAGACGCAUUUCACAGCUCAACCCAAAACACUCAGGGCGUCUCACCUCAGCCCUCCAUGCUUCUGCAAUCCGGCGGGUGUUAAGAUCCAUGGAAGUGGCCGGCUUCUACGAGGAGGGCAGCUUUGCUAUCCACAGUAGAGACAGCGUUAUCAGCCCCAUCGGCGGCGGCUCAUAUUGGAGGCUCGGUGACUCGAUGACGGAGCUGGGCAUUGAAGAGCGGGAGAGAGCGAUAGACUUCAGUGUUUACCUGGACUCAGCUUUGCACUACCCGCAACUGGCGGCGCAGACGCAGCAGCAGCAGGGGGACGUUUUCUCAGAUUUCUUGGCAGAGAACAAGAGAAGAGUUGCAGCUUUGCAGAACUACAAGAACUACUCGCUACUGAACGAGCUGGAGACGAGCCAGUGCGACAACCUGAGGGACCCCAGGGAGCCCUACGCGCUAGGUUACCCGGAGCUGCAGGAAACCCGCGUGGAUAGCGUGCUGAGCCCUGAACUCGGGAGCCGCUACAGAGCUGCUGCUGCUGUUGCCGCCGACAGAGAAGACAGUCAAGAAGACGCAAAGAUGGAGAACGGCUCGUCUGCUUUUGACAUGAGGUCCUACAUUCAUUACCAGUCCACUAGUGGCAGUCUCGGAAACAUCUCCACUGCGUCCUCGACUUGUUCCAGCCCGCCCGGCACACCUGCUCCGUCAGGUAAAAGCAGGUCACCAUCGCACAGCGGCAAAAUGUCAAGCGGGAAGGCAAAGAAACGUCUGGACAAGGACAGUGAAGAGUACAGGGUGAGGCGGGAGAGGAACAACCUCGCCGUGAGGAAGAGCAGGGACAAAGCCAAAAUGCGCAACUUGGAGACUCAACACAAAGUGCUGGAACUGGCCGCUGAGAACGAUCGUUUACAAAAGCGAGUGGAGCAGCUGUCCAGAGAGCUGGCCACCCUGCGCAACCUGCUCUCUGCCACCGGACAGUGUUAAAACACACACACACACACACUCACACACCGGAGACUCUGCACGGAUCUCCGUGCUGUUGUCUGAUCAUCGGUGGACUUUAGAGCCGAAAGGGAAUCCACUGUGCUGAAAACGGUACGCUUCACAGGUGAAGACGGCGACCACCAGUUUACAAGGACACUUUGAAUGGGACUGAAGGAGUGGGUGCAUGUAUUGCGCAAUCAUUCACGACUCUUCACAUGUCACCUUAGCUUUAUUUUCAGAUGUGAUUUUUGUUUUCUUUUUUUGUGUGUGUGUGUGUAUGCAGUAUUUCUGUGCAGGUUUUACGUACAUGCGAGUGAAUUUCUACAUUUUUUGUGUGUAUCUGGAGCAGUGGUUGUCAAGGGAAGAGUUGUGCUGCAGUGAAAUGAUGCAACUCUUUGUAAUAGUAUUGGCAAUGAAUGAAAUAAGUCUAAUUAUUUAAUAUUGAAAGGUGAAAUGCUUUAAUUGUACUUGAUAUUUUAUUGAAUUAAACAGAUUUAUACUUUGUUUAAACAA